AUGUCGGGAUAUUUCGAGGAACACAACUGCACCCCUCUCCCAGGAGGUUCCGCGCCGAAUCAUGCCCUCCACUUCGCUCGGUUGCUCCUUCACACUGGGAGCUGGGAGGAUCUGGAGCUUGAGUGGAGUCAAUUGUUCGGAGAGCCGUGUCCCAUCUGCCUGAAACCGUAUUCAGACGAUGAGGAUGAAGUAGGGGCUACUCUGCCGUGCAAACACACCUUUCAUAAAUCUUGUGUCACUCUCUGGCUUAACAAGACCAAUUCCUGUCCCUUGUGCCGACACGAGCUGCCCACAGAUGAUGCCGACUAUGAGGAAUACAAACGACAGAAGGCAAGAAGCAAGCAAAGGGCAGAGGAUGUGGAAGCACUACAUAAUUCCAUGUUCUCCUGAUUAUUGGCAACACACCAUAUGUAUCUAUCAUCAAUUCAUUCAUCUCAAUUUUCCUCAUUAUUGAUAUUCAUGCCUUCUUACUAUGAUAUACUGAAUGCAAAAAGGUUAACAACAAAAACAA
This is a messenger RNA of Darwinula stevensoni, 511 nucleotides long. The record is from the annotation of a GenBank genome assembly. Lineage: Eukaryota; Metazoa; Arthropoda; Ostracoda; Podocopida; Darwinulidae.